This is a messenger RNA of Labrus bergylta (ballan wrasse), 702 nucleotides long. Lineage: Eukaryota; Metazoa; Chordata; Actinopteri; Labriformes; Labridae. The record is from RefSeq and is a predicted model, not a curated record.
UGUCUCGGUCGCGGAGCACUCUGGUCUCGGAUCUUCCUGUGGUCAUAACAAUCACAGCCGUUCUGGGGAAAAUGGCUGCCACUACUUCAUUCAGCACAGCCUAUGUUUACACACCCGAAUUAUACCCAACCAUUUUAAGGCAUACUCGCUCCACUCAUCAGACUUCUGGAAGUCUACCACACACCACCCCCAUGCUGAUAUACGGCAUUGUUCCCAUUGUUGCUGGGGGGUUCUGUUUGCUUUUGCCUGAAACUCUCAACGUCCAACUUCAGGAUCAUGCAGAGCCUAAAAAACCAGUCACCGGAACCUCAGAGGACCACCUCGGACAAAUUGUAGCAGAGCACAAGCUUUAAUUGUUACUGUAAACAUAUCCAGAAGUGCAGUUUCUGAUUGUUUUAUUGUACUAUCAAGUGUUCAAGCUGUCAACUACAGAUUUCAGAUCUUUCCUGGGUUUUGGAAGCGGAAACCAGGAAACUAGUAAAUUAACGGGCCAGUUUUCUCUCCUUUCAAUUAUCACAAUUAAUUCACUAACUGAAGGUUUAUUAGAAAAUUAGUUAAUCAACAUAAGCUCCUAUCAAUUUCAAAUGUUUUGUCAAUUGUUGUAAAUAAAUAAGCCAAUAUAUUGUUGCUCUGUUACAUCUUGUCAAUGUUAUUAGUGACUAAAUAAGUUAAAAUAAUAAAAAACUAGAAUAUUGUAUAUGC